Molecule: messenger RNA, 2010 nt
Organism: Medicago truncatula (barrel medic)
Lineage: Eukaryota; Viridiplantae; Streptophyta; Magnoliopsida; Fabales; Fabaceae
Product: probable polygalacturonase
Exons: 6
Coding region: 217-1575 (452 amino acids)
Biological process (GO): carbohydrate metabolic process
Molecular function (GO): polygalacturonase activity
Source: RefSeq, a predicted model, not a curated record
AUUUUUUUACAUUGGUAGAUUAAUUUCUUUCUUGUAUAAUAAUACUCACAAAAACUGCAUAAAGCUGCUUCUUUUCCUCUUGUUCCUGCUUCUUCUCUCUCUCUCUCUCUCUCUCUCUCUCUCUGCAUUUUUUUGUUACUUGUUUUUGUGUUGGCACUAGUACUAGUUCUUGUCUCCUUCAGUCUCUGACCUUUUUGCCAGCUUUGACCUGAGAAGAUGCUUGUGGCAUUGCUCUUGCUUCUUGCAUUGAGCAAUGCCGUGAAUGUUUAUGGAGAUGUUGAGAUAUGUCGUUUGAAUCCUAAAUUGGAUCCUAGACCACACAGUGUCUCUAUUUUGGAAUUUGGUGCAGUUGGAGAUGGUAAAACACUGAAUACAAUUGCAUUUCAGAAUGCAAUUUUCUAUCUCAAGUCAUUUGCUGAUAAGGGUGGUGCUCAGCUCUAUGUGCCACCAGGAAACUGGCUUACUGGUAGUUUCAAUCUUACCAGCCAUCUCACCCUCUUUUUGGAAAAAGGUGCUGUCAUUAUUGGAUCUCAGGAUCCAUCUCAUUGGAAUAUUAUUGAAGCUUUACCUUCUUAUGGCCGAGGGAAAGAUGUUCCUGACGGAAGAUACAAGAGCUUGAUAAAUGGUAACCAGUUGGAGGAUGUGGUCAUAACAGGCAAUAAUGGAACCAUUGAUGGCAAUGGAAUGGUUUGGUGGGACUCGUAUAAGUCUCAUUCCCUUAACCACAGUCGUCCUCAUCUAGUUGAAAUUAUAUCAUCUGAUUUCGUCGUAGUUUCAAAUCUUACAUUCUUGAAUGCUCCAGCAUAUAGCAUCCACCCUGUUUAUUGCAGCAAUGUACAUAUUCAAAACAUUUCAAUCUCUACUCCUCCAGAAUCCCCUUAUACUGCCGGUAUAGUACCAGAUUCUUCUAAUAAUGUCUGUAUAGAAGAUUGUUUUGUUUCCAUUGGUUUUGACGCAAUUUCUCUCAAAAGUGGAUGGGAUCAGUACGGCAUUAACUAUGGAAGACCAAGUGAGAAAGUACAUAUAAGAAGGGUUCAUCUUCGUGCAUUUACCGGCUCUGCUAUUUCAUUUGGUACUGAAAUGUCUGGUGGAAUUUCAAAAGUCCUGAUAGAGCAUGUUAACAUUUUCAACUCAAAUAGUGGCAUUGAGUUCAGAACAACCAAAGGAAGAGGUGGUUACAUAAAAGAAAUUGCUUUAUCACACAUAGAAAUGGAAAAUGUUCAUACAGCAAUUUCAGCCAAAGGUAAUUCUGGUUCUCAUCCUGAUGACAAAUUUGAUCCAAAAGCACUUCCACUUUUGGAUCACAUAACAUUGAAGGAUAUAACUGGAAAAAAUAUUACAAUCGCCGGAAGCUUAAGUGGCAUAGAAGAAUCACCCUUCACAAACAUAUGCCUUUCAAAUAUAACCUUGUCUACAAAUUCCGUUUCUUCAAGUAAAUGGGAAUGUUCAAAUGUCUCGGGAUUUUCAGACUCGGUGUUGCCUAAACCUUGUCAAGAACUCGGCAACCCUUCAAAUUCUUCAUCAUCAUCGUGUUUCUACCUCAUGAGUCUCGGUCAAAAAACUGCAGCGAUUUAAUAAACUGUUCUCAAAACACUGGACAGGCGCAAGUGAUUGGUGCACAGUGCGAGUGUUGUAAAUCCUUGGAUACCGAAUUUGAUUCCUGCUCAUAAAAAAAGAAAAAAGAAGAUGAAGUGAAUUGCCAUUUGCCAUUUGAGAGUAGGGUACAUUCUUUCCAAAAUAAGACAGUUCAUUUUUUUUUCUCUUUUGUUCCUUUCAUUCCUUAGAUUUCAAUUCUUGCAUAUUCCAAAAUAGGUCAUUAUUUGUACAGCUUCAUUUCUUCAUUCAUGUGUAAUGAAAUUUUGGUAGUGCCUUUACAAAAGGACUCAAAAUGUGAUAGUUUACAUUUUUGCAUUAGUUUCAUUGUUAUUUCAUUUCACUGUAAAGCAUGUAGUGGAUUUGGUGAUACUUCAAUCAAUUAAAGAAAGUGCAACUUCAAUUUAUAAUUAUUCA